Hyaena hyaena (striped hyena) is the source of this 1965-nucleotide messenger RNA. RefSeq names its product lysine-specific demethylase 4D-like. Bases 1 to 1965 code for a protein of 654 amino acids. Gene Ontology annotation, cellular component: nucleus. NCBI's taxonomy places the organism in Eukaryota, Metazoa, Chordata, Mammalia, Carnivora, Hyaenidae. The record is from RefSeq and is a predicted model, not a curated record. Gene Ontology annotation, biological process: chromatin remodeling. Gene Ontology annotation, molecular function: histone H3K9 demethylase activity. The transcript has a single exon.
AUGAGGCCUAGGCAGUAUGGUCCCCAGAACCCAAGUUAUACAAUCAUGACCUUCUACCCAACCACGGAAGAAUUUAAAGAUUUCAACAAAUAUAUUGCAUACAUGGAAUCCCAAGGUGCACAUCGCGCAGGCCUGGCCAAAGUGAUUCCCCCCAAGGACUGGAAAGCCAGACACACCUAUGAUGAUGUCAGUGACAUCUUAAUAGCAAGCCCCCUCCAGCAGGUGGUCUCUGGGCGGGCAGGCGUGUUUACUCAAUACCAUAAGAAGAAGAAAGCCAUGACAGUGGGGGAGUACCGCCAAAUGGCAAUUAGCUUUAAUUAUUUGUCUCCUUUUCAUUCUGAUUUUGAGGAUUUGGAGCGAAAAUAUUGGAAGACCCGCCUCUACGAUUCUCCGAUUUAUGGCGCUGACAUCAGCGGCUCCUUGUUUGAUGAAAGCACUCAGCAGUGGAACCUUGGCCACCUGGGAACCAUCCAGGACCUGCUGGAGCAGGAGUGCGGCGUGGUCAUCGAGGGCGUCAACACGCCCUACCUGUACUUUGGCAUGUGGAAGACCACCUUCGCCUGGCACACGGAGGACAUGGACCUUUACAGCAUCAACUACCUGCACUUCGGGGAGCCCAAAACUUGGUACGUGGUGCCGCCAGAGCAUGGCGAGGGCCUGGAGCGCCUGGCCGCCCAGCUGUUCCCGGGCAGUGCCCGCGCCUGUGACGCCUUCCUGCGGCACAAGGUGGCUCUCAUCUCCCCCACUGUCCUCAAGGACAACGGGAUCCCCUUCAGUCGGAUCACUCAGGAGGCCGGCGAGUUCAUGGUGACGUUUCCCUAUGGCUACCACUCUGGUUUCAACCACGGCUUCAACUGCGCAGAAGCCAUCAACUUCGCCACCCCGCGAUGGAUCGAUUAUGGCAAAGUGGCAUCUCAGUGCAGCUGCGGGGAGGCCAGGGUCACCUUCUCCAUGGACGCCUUCGUGCGCAUCCUGCAGCCUGAGCGCUACGAGCUGUGGAAGCGCGGGCAGGACCGGGCUGCUGUGGACCACACGGAGCCCGCCUCGCCAGACAAGGGGGAGCUCAGCGCCUGGAGGGAGGUCCAAGUCCCCCGGAGAGCCUCCCUGGGCCUGAGGCACCUCCCUCCCCGCAGGGCUGCACGCACCCCUCGGCCUGUGGCUGCUAGCCGUAGGACUGGCCGUUGCACCCCAAUGUGCCUGGCACCCCCAUGCUCCAUGCCGACACAGAGUUCUUCCUCCGAUGCCCGGUCUGGGCUUGUCCCGGGCUGCACUUCCCAGGAGCCUGGCCCCACCCGACCACCGACCCCUAUUCCCUCUGCCCCAGGUGUUCAUCCCUCAACUGGCAGAUGUGGUCCUGGUCGUCGUCCUCGGGAACAAGGGGCUCUGGGGCCCAGCAUCAAGGCUCGGGCCAAGAGGCGCCACUCGGUGGGAACAGGGCACACAGCCCAGCACUCAGACGCUGCUCCCCUGCCUAUGAAUGGACGGUUCAUGGACAAUCCUGCACCGCAGAGCCCUGGAUACCUGUUUGAUGCUAAAGCUUCUGGGUGCCGUUGUGCUCCUGAUCUUCAACCCUUAGGGCCCCCAUUGGAUCCGGAGAAUCUGAUGCACCCAGGCCCUUGCCUGUUAUCCCUGGACAACAUCACAGUCAACUUCUCUGACAAUGUCCCACUGACUCGCCCCAGUGUCACUGGGACUCUGAGAAGAUUCCCCAAGGACUCUGAUGGGGAUUGCAAGGCCCCUGCGAGCCCCUCUGAGGUUGUAUCAAUGGACCACACUUAUGCCUCCGUGAGUCUGACCCCAGCUCCAGUUGCCAGCCUCUCUUGCCUCUCCGACUGUGAUCCUCUGGGGUUCAAGACCGAGACAGUUGCCCUUUUUGAGUCCUGGGAUGUGUUCACCAACUAUGGAAGAUAUUCAGCCUUUGAGCUCAUGACUAUUGAAGAUUUUGCCCAGUAUGGCUGUAUCUGA